GCAUGGGCAUGCAUCAUCGUCGUCUUGCAUGGUCGGUCGCCUUCCCAUGGAAGGAAGCGUAGUAUAGCGUGCAUGCCAUCCAUUCUCUCACUCGGUUUGGUUGAUGGUCCAUCCCACAACCACCUGCGGCCUAGCCUACCAUCCAUCGACGACCUCUCGAUCAUCGCUGCGGCCAUCCAUCUCCCCGAUCGACGAUUGAGCAAAUUACACUCUGCAUCUGCAGGCCGGCGGUCCAUCGAUCCAUGAUCGCGGCCCUGCCUCUGGCUUGCUGCUGCAGGGAGAAAUCGAUCGUCGAUCCGACUUGUCUAAUCAAAUCAAAUUCAUCAUCGAUUGAUCGGUCAGUAGACGCGCGCGUGGGAGGAGGAAUUGAAGGCGGUGGUGGUCGCCGCGGCUGGAUCGUAAUCGUCCUGGUAUCCAUCGAUCUGCAGUGCAGGGAGGGGCGCCGCCGGUUUGUAAUCUUAUUAGAUCCAUGAAGCAGCUCAAGCCUCGGCGAGUGGGCGCCGGGGACGAGGAGGCGGCGGCGGGGGUGGUGGUGCCGCUGGCGCCGCGCAAGGACUACUGCUGCUGGUCGUGGUCGUGGUCGUGGUCGUGGUCGUGGUCGUCGUGGUGCCUUUUGAGGGCCUUCACGCUGCUGCUCGUCCUCCUCACGGGCGUGCUCAUCGGCUUCGGCGCCAGCGCCAACAUCUCCCGCUACUACUACUACACCUUGCUAACGGGCACGGGCGCGUCGUCGUCCAGCUCGCCGCCGUCGCUGAUCUCGAGCAACAGCCCGACGCCGCCGUCGACGCUGGCCAUGUCGUCGGAGCAGCACAUCAGCCAGCCGUUCAUGUCGUUCGUGCACCCGGGGUCGCCGGAGGGGCACUCGAUGACGGACGCGGAGCUCUUCUGGCGCGCCUCCAUGGUGCCGCGGGUGGAGGAGUACCCGUACCAGCGGGUGCCCAAGGUGGCGUUCCUGUUCCUCACGCGCGGGCCGCUGCCCUUCGCCCGGCUGUGGGAGCGCUUCUUCCGGGGGCACGAGGGGCUCUACUCGGUGUACGUGCACGCGCUGCCGGAGUACGUGCUCAACGUGUCGGCGACGUCGCCCUUCUACGGGCGGCAGAUCCCCAGCCGGGACGUGUCGUGGGGCUCCAUCACCCUCGUGGACGCCGAGAAGCGGCUGCUCGCCAACGCGCUCCUCGACCACUCCAACCAGCGGUUCGUGCUGGUGUCGGAGAGCUGCGUGCCGGUGUUCAACUUCCCGACGGUGUACGAGUACCUGAUAAACUCGGCGGCGAGCUACGUGGAGUCGUACAACAUCGACGUGCCGCAGUGCGCGGGGCGGUACAACCCGCGGAUGGCGCCGGACGUGACGGAGGAGCAGUGGAGGAAGGGGUCCGAGUGGUUCGAGCUCAGCCGGGAGCUGGCGGUGGACAUCGUCGCCGACCGCCGCUACUACCACGUCUUCCGCAAGCACUGCACCCCGUCCUGCUACCCCGACGAGCACUACAUCCCGACCUACCUCCACCUGGUGCACGGGCCCAGGAACGCCAACCGGACCAUCACAUGGGUCGACUGGUCACGCGGCGGCCCGCACCCGGCCCGCUACGGCAAGGCCUCCGUCACAAAGGAGUUCAUACAGGCCAUACGCAACAACGGCACACAGUGCCUCUACAACGGACGGCCCACAACCGUGUGCUACCUCUUCGCGCGCAAGUUCGCGCCCAGCGCGCUCGGCACGCUCAUCAACCUCACCACCACCCUACUCGACUUCUAAUCUCUAAAUUAAAUAGCCUCUUCUUCCAUUCUUCUUCUUCUUCUUCUUCUUCUUCUUCUUAGCUGAUUGAUUGAUUGAUUGAUUAUAUGGACCAUGCUUGCUAAUUAACUAGUUACUACAA
Molecule: messenger RNA, 1874 nt
Organism: Triticum aestivum (bread wheat)
Lineage: Eukaryota; Viridiplantae; Streptophyta; Magnoliopsida; Poales; Poaceae
Product: glycosyltransferase BC10
Exons: 1
Coding region: 470-1753 (427 amino acids)
Cellular component (GO): membrane
Molecular function (GO): glycosyltransferase activity
Source: RefSeq, a predicted model, not a curated record